AUGGCCAUCUCCAUCGCAGACAGUUCAUAUAGCCCCACGAGGCACCUGGGUUUUCUACUUGACCCAGAAAAGGUCAACCCUCGCCCCAAACAGAGCAUGUGGCAUCGACUCGGUCUUCGAAGACUACUAGGCCGUGAUGAUCGCGAAUUAUCCUGCCGGUCACCUUCUGGUGACUCCUCACCUCCCGCAAACCCUGCUUCCACUGCAAACAACAACGGCAAUGCCCACCACUCUUCCAAACCCCCCGAUAACCUGACCCGCAGACUUUCUCGCAGGGUAGGUGUCGGUCUGCCCCGUUCAACAACAUUCAAGAGGCAGGACUCGGAACGACGAGAUCGUCUAGCCCCCGUCGAACAAGAGCCCCGUCGUGCCGUUUCCGCCGACCGUCGUUGCCCGUUGAGCGCCCAGCGGACCAGGUCCCCACAGCCCACCGUGGACCCCAGAUUGUCCGCGCCCGAGGUUCCAUGGCACGACCACGCGGAAGAACCCACGGUGGAGGAAGUUGAACCACCUGCGACAACGAAUGAUGACAGUGAGGUUAUGUCCGAUUGGAAUCCGUGUCCCGAGGUCGCGGAUGUGCCCGAACAGCCGCCGGAAGAUCUGAUCGAGAUGGAAUUGGAAAAGCGAUGGAUACUGAAUCUGAGUAUGCAUUUUCGUGACCGUUCGGAGCGCGAGAAAUUUUUCGUCACCUACGCGGAGGCCCCCAACCGAUGGCGCAGAGUCACCAUUUCAUGCGAUUAUCGGGGCGCUCCUCCCGAUUCACUCGAGCAGGAUCUGAAGGAAUUACGCUACCAGCGAGACAAGUGCGCUCGAAUCUACGAGUCCAUCCGAGAGUCGCUUCCAGAGAUUCAGUUUUACGACACAGUCACGAAUCUGAAAUUGGAGACGCGUGAUGGCCGGCUCCAUGUGCACGUCACCGAAGACGUGAACGAAAUCAUCCCCUACCCUCCGACUUCUUGCAUCGGCCAUCUGCCGGAGGCUCGCCUUGUCCCUGAAUACCAGCUGCAUUUUGAGGCGCAUCUGUCGGGCUUCGUCUACAAUGUCCGACUGGACGGUAAGAACUACAUCAAAAAGGAAAUUCCCGGUCCCGACACGGUCGACGAGUUUCUCUACGAGAUCAACGCUCUACAUGCCCUCAACGGUUCUCCAAAUGUCAUUCAAGUGGAAGGGAUUGUUGUCAACGACCGGCGAGAUGUCGUGAAGGGGUUACUUAUCAGUUACGCCGAGCAGGGAGCAUUGGUUGACAUUCUGUAUGAGCAGCGGGGCACAAUCUCUUGGGAGCGACGAGCGCGGUGGGCCAGACAAAUCGUCCAGGGCCUGGGUGAGAUUCACGAGUCGGGAUAUGUGCAAGGAGACUUCACAUUGUCGAACAUCGUGGUGGACGCCGAUGACAACGCCAAAAUCAUUGAUAUCAACAGACGGGGCUGUCCUGUGGGAUGGGAACCCCCUGAAAUUGCAGCCAAAAUCGAGAGCAACCAGCGAAUAUCCAUGUACAUCGGGGUCAAAACCGAUCUUUAUCAGCUAGGAAUGACUUUGUGGGCGCUGGCCACCGAGGAAGACGAACCUGAACGGCAGCCUCGCCCCCUCUUACUGGGCGAGGAGGUGGACGUGCCUGAUUGGUAUCGCAGGAUAGUAUCGAUCUGCUUGAGUCCUUCUCCUCGACAGAGACUCUCGGCAAAGGAGCUCCUGGUCUUCUUCCCACAAGAGCUUUCAACAACAACGCCGCAAUUUCACCCGGCGCAUCUUCCGCACGGAGGCCUCGGGGUUGGACUGUACAACAGCCCGCUACCUUUAUACAAUGCUCGUGCCAUUACCACAGCGCCAACUUUUGGCGGUCCAAACAAUCGGCCAUUUUAUCAGCCUGGUCAUUUCCAUGAAAGACCGGUUUCUCUGGACGAGACAGGGUCGCGCCUAUAUGUCAAUAGCGUAGAGUCCUUCCCAGCGUGCCCUGGCGAAGACUGUUACAGUUUGUCACUUGACGACGGAAAAGUGCUGACCACGAAUGAACACUCAAACUCCAUGCACGAGUAUGCUGCUGAUAACCGGACUUGUCAGGUGACUUUUCAUUCUCGAAAUGCCGAGACAAAUGGCCAACGCCCUCACUCCUCUUCAGAGAGAGGCGUACCAGAAAACAAACAUAGCAACCGCACCCCCGACCGUGAUGGAGCAAAUGAGAGGGGACGACACACGAACGGUGGAGACUCUAUCCAUCAAGCACAUCCUGGCGAUCAAUCAGCGAACUCAUUACAUUUCCAGAUUGACCAUAUCCCGGCAAAGCUGGCGGGUGUCAGUCGAAAUCCAGCCUGCUCUUCAGGCAGCACUAGAGAACCAUCUUCAAAAUCCGUGAAAUAUCAUACGUCUUCUGCUUCAUCAGCAACAACUCAGUCCACUCAUCCGCAUUCAUCCUCGACGGUGGACCUUGAGUAUCCCUAUAUCCAGAAGCAAAUCUGGUCCAGCGAAGCACCAACACAUUCCGUAUCAUCCCUUCUACAAUCAAUUUUACCAAUCAACCCCGCAUCGGGUGAACGAAAACAAGAACCUACCGAUCUGAAUACAGACAGACUCUCACAGUUGGCCAUUCGCUCCGCUUUCAACAACGCAAGGCAUCGCCUGGCGGAGCAAACACCCUAUUUGAGCGAAUCUCAUUUACCCAUCAACCCAGCUACCCCCGACAAUUCCUCGGCACCAGUAUGA
Molecule: messenger RNA, 2694 nt
Organism: Aspergillus lentulus
Lineage: Eukaryota; Fungi; Ascomycota; Eurotiomycetes; Eurotiales; Aspergillaceae
Product: protein kinase family protein
Biological process (GO): protein phosphorylation; signal transduction
Cellular component (GO): cytoplasm
Molecular function (GO): ATP binding; protein kinase activity
Source: RefSeq, a predicted model, not a curated record